Messenger RNA from Mugil cephalus (flathead mullet), 2322 nucleotides. It is a transcript of the gene zc3h14, whose product is annotated as zinc finger CCCH-type containing 14. Gene Ontology annotation, biological process: regulation of mRNA stability. The coding region runs from base 108 to 2162 and encodes 684 amino acids. The transcript has 17 exons. Gene Ontology annotation, cellular component: cytoplasm; nucleus. Gene Ontology annotation, molecular function: poly(A) binding. Lineage: Eukaryota; Metazoa; Chordata; Actinopteri; Mugiliformes; Mugilidae. The record is from RefSeq and is a predicted model, not a curated record.
CCGGUAUUCGACAGUCAGGUGAUCGGACGUCACAUUAGCCACUGCUGGUUAGCGGCGGAGCUGGAGAAAUAGCUGCUUCCCUUAUAACCCAUUUGCUUGGAUUAAACAUGGAAAUUGGAACCGAAAUUAGCAAGAAAAUUCGAGCUGCUAUCAAAGGCAAACUCCAAGAGCUGGGUGCAUACAUUGACGAAGAGCUCCCUGACUAUAUUAUGGUGAUGGUUGCAAACAAGAAGACUUCAGAACAGAUGACUGACGAUCUCUCUCUUUUUCUUGGAAACAACACUAUUAAGUUCACAACCUGGCUACAUGGUGUCCUGGAGAAAUUAAGAUCUGUUGCAGGAGAGCCGGCACCUCUCAAAUGUCAGCUGCAGUCUGACAGUGCCCCUGUAGCUGGGAAAAGUCGAUCCUUCGUCGGUGAAAACAGCAGAGCAGAGGAGCUGAAGGUGUUGACGGUGUCCAGCUCACGCUCUGACAGGACUGAAGCCCGUGUGUCCAGUUCUGCUCACGAAAGCAGGAGGGGGGCCUUGGAAAAGAGUUCCUCUCGACUUACCUCCACGGUUAAGCCCCUCAUGGAGCUGCUACCCUCUGAGGCCGUUAUCGACAUCAAACCAGAGAUGGACGACGAUCUCAUCGCCGAGGAUCAUCUGGAGAUUGGUAACAGUCACGGUCGCAGACCAACCGCUGAGAUCUACAGACCCGGGCAGAGCAAGUUUAGAUCGGUAAAUUCUGUGGACGUGAGUCGUUCCGUAGAGGGAUCCUCUCAUAGCAGGCAGCAAGAGAGCAGAAGCAGCAGAACCAUCACAACCGGAUCCAGCAAGCAAGACGAGUUUUCACGGAAGAGGAAGGCGCCAGUAGCGAGUUCUGUCGUGCGAGUGAACAGAGAAGCAGACGAAGACAGUGACGAUGGGGAGGAAGACGAUGUGAGCUACGCUGGCAGAGGCCUGUCCAGCAGAGUUUCCCUCCCCUCCAAACCAGAACGGAAACCUACUCUCCCACCAGCCAAGCAAGCCAACAGAAACCUGAUACUCAAGGCCAUCUCUGAGGCGCAGGACUCUAUCACCAAAACUACAGCCUACCCGACAAUACCUCAGAGGCAGACAGUUCCUGUGGCGCCUCGCACUCGCCUGGCCUCCAGUGAAGAGAUGACUGCGGCCAUCCAGCUCGUCCAGGAGCACCUCCACAGCCUGGCCCCCAGGGUGCAGGCCUAUACCUCUGCAGAUCUCCCUCCCUCCAGAGCAUCUGCUCCGACCAGAUCAUCGUUAGCUUCACGCCUGCAGUUGGAAGGGAAUCUUGAAAGAGAGCAGAGUACCUAUGGCGUGGAGGCCACUGUAGGAAACGAGGGAAAGCCAUUUGACACACGCUCCUUCAUCAUGAGUCGGCCACAACUGGAUGAAGCUUCAGCAAGAACUCAGCAGCACGUCCAGUCUGCCAUACCACGCACAGUCCAAGCCAGUAUUCUCAACUCCUGUGUGUCUGAAACUAGUAAGGAGAGGGGCGACUCCGCCAGCCCUAAGUUCAUAGUGACAUUAGAUGGCGUACCGAGCCCGAUGGGUAACGCUCUAGACGGUGACAUGGAGCUGGAUGACGUGAGACCGCUCUCGAAGAUGACUGAGGCGAUUGGCCACGUCCACAGAGAGCCCAAAGUCAGCAUCCUUCACAGGCUACAGGGAGUAGUCACAUCAGCAGAAGAUAACAUGAUGGACAUUGAUAUGGCAGACGACAGUGACGUUCCUUUGAAGAAACAGAGGGUUUUGGAGCGCUGCAAGUUCUGGCCCGUCUGUAAAAGUGGAGAUGAAUGUCUCUACCAUCACCCAACGACACAGUGCAAGACGUUUCCCAACUGCAAGUUUGGGGAGAAAUGCCUUUUUGUGCACCCUAAUUGUAAAUACGAUGCCAGGUGCACAAAGCCAGACUGUCCCUUCACUCAUGUCAGCCGCAGGAGCGCCGUCGCUCCUCCACCGAGACCAGUAGUGCCGCCAGUGCAGACCACUAGUGUUUGUCGCUUCUUCCCCGAGUGCAAGAAGAUGGACUGUCCAUUUUUCCAUCCCAAGCCUUGUCGUUUCGCGUCGCAGUGUACACGAACCGGCUGCACCUUCUACCACCCGUCCACAGCCGUGCCUCCGAGACACGCACUGAAGUGGACAAAAACACAGAGCAGCUAAGUGAUUUCAGGGAGUCCAAGGAUAGAAGCCAGAUGGUCAACUUGUGAAGACGUGGAAGAUAUUAUCCUUCUUUGUGUUUGGGAUUUCAUUAUUAGUUUUAACUGUUGUUUUAUUUCAUUUUAGUGUAUUGUUUGGACAGAUUUUUUCUUUUUUUUUUUUU